This is a messenger RNA of Melanotaenia boesemani (Boeseman's rainbowfish), 1647 nucleotides long. Its product is annotated as gastrula zinc finger protein XlCGF8.2DB-like. The record is from RefSeq and is a predicted model, not a curated record. The transcript is spliced from 2 exons. Gene Ontology annotation, biological process: regulation of transcription by RNA polymerase II. Gene Ontology annotation, molecular function: RNA polymerase II cis-regulatory region sequence-specific DNA binding; DNA-binding transcription factor activity, RNA polymerase II-specific. Lineage: Eukaryota; Metazoa; Chordata; Actinopteri; Atheriniformes; Melanotaeniidae. The coding region runs from base 1 to 1170 and encodes 389 amino acids. Gene Ontology annotation, cellular component: nucleus.
AUGCGCACCUUUUCCAGACCUGACGUGCAGCCCUGUGCAGACCGUUACACAGAGGUUAUCGGAUAUCUGGAUCUCCUCCCUGAAUCAAAAGAACGCAGACCUGGCGAUCAAGAAGACCAGCAGCUGUGCAACCAGAACUCAAACCUGGACCAGGAGCAACCAGAGUCUGCUCGUAUUAAAGAGGAAGAGGAGGAACUCCUCAGCAGUCAGGAGGAAGAGCAGCUUUGGCUGAAGGAUGAAACUGAUCAGUUUUCAAUACCGGCUGCUCAUGAGGAAGAUGGUCACAGUGAUCCAGAACCAAACAGGGACCAUAUUCCCUCUUACAGCCCUCCUGCAGACCAACAUUCACCUUUAGAGGAAAGCACGGUUGAAGAUUCAGGACCAACAACGUGUGCAGAUACACAGCCAGAAAAGAGCUGUCUAACGGAGACAAAUGAGAAUUUAGGAGAGUCCUUUCUGUUAGAAAGUCAUUGUAAUGAAAGAGAUGAGAAACAACAUUCCUGCAAGUUCUGUGGGAAACAGUUUAACACGAAAAGUAAGUUAACUGUUCAUGUAAGAAUUCACACAGGAGAGAGACCAUAUUCUUGUCAAACAUGUGGGAAAUGUUUCAGUUGCCAGGAUACUUUGGUGCGCCACAUGAAAAUUCACACAAGUGAGAAGCCGUAUUCUUGUCCAACAUGUGGAAAAUGUUUCAGUCAAACUCAAUAUUUGGUGAACCACAUGAAAAUUCACACAGGUGAGAAGCCGUAUUCUUGUCAAACAUGUGGAAAAUGUUUCAGUAAAACUCAAUAUUUGGCGUACCACAUGACAACUCACACAGGUGAGAAGCCGUAUUCUUGUCAAACAUGUGGAAAAUGUUUCGGUCGCCAGGAUACUUUGGUGCGCCACAUGAAAAUUCACACAAGUGAGAAGCCGUAUUCUUGUCAAACAUGUGGAAAAUGUUUCAGUCAAACUCAAUAUUUGGUGAACCACAUGAAAAUUCACACAGCUGAGAAGCCGUAUUCUUGUACAACAUGUGGGAAAUGCUUCACUAAAAAUAAGUGUUUGGUGACCCACAUGAAAUUUCACUCAGGUGUGAAGGAAUUUUUCUGUCCAACAUGUGGAAAACGUUUCUUUUACCAGGGUACUUUGGUGCGUCACAUGAGAAUUCACACAGGUGAGAAGCCGUAAUCUUGUCAAACAUGUGGAAAAUGUUUCGGUCGCAAGGGUAAUUUGGUACGUCACAUGAGAAGUCACGCUGGUAAGAGGCCGUAUUCUUGUCCAACAUGUGGAAAAUGUUUCAAACAAAAUGAUCAUUUAAAGUACCACAUGAGCUCUAAAAGAGGAUGUCAAAAGCCACCUUCUAUGUGUGAAAAAUAAUUCAGUCUAAAUCACAUGUCCAAUUUAAGACCCGCGGGCCGAAUCCCUGAUCUAAAUGAUGAUUUAAGGGCCUCAACAGAAGUCAGACAGCUGAGAAGCUGAUUCCUGUAAAACAUGGAAAAUGUUUCCUGUAAAUUGUUAUUCAAAGGGCCACAUGAAAACUCACUAAUAAAAGACUUGCUUCUUGUCAAAUGUGGACGUUUUAACGAAAGAUUUUUGUGUGUGUGUUUAGUUUUAGAACCCAUUUGCAGGAGUUGAGGAUGUCAUUCUUAAAUAAAAGAUAUUUAA